This is a messenger RNA of Pimephales promelas (fathead minnow), 3955 nucleotides long. It is a transcript of the gene rbpjb, whose product is annotated as recombination signal binding protein for immunoglobulin kappa J region b. Gene Ontology annotation, biological process: regulation of transcription by RNA polymerase II. Gene Ontology annotation, molecular function: DNA-binding transcription activator activity, RNA polymerase II-specific; RNA polymerase II cis-regulatory region sequence-specific DNA binding. Gene Ontology annotation, cellular component: nucleus. NCBI's taxonomy places the organism in Eukaryota, Metazoa, Chordata, Actinopteri, Cypriniformes, Leuciscidae. The record is from RefSeq and is a predicted model, not a curated record.
CUCUCUCCCUCGCUCCUUCAAUCUCCAGUCUGCUUCUGUUGUCUCGGCGGCUGGUAGGGUCUGGGAGAGAGGAUCUCGCGAGUCUUGGAGUUUUGGUGAGAGUUUGUGGAAGAUGGCGCCUGUUGUGACAGGGAAGUUUGGGGAGCGCCCUCAACCACAGCGCCUGACAAGAGAAGCCAUGCGAAAUUACCUGAAGGAACGAGGAGACCAAACCGUGCUCAUCCUCCACGCUAAAGUUGCACAGAAAUCGUACGGCAAUGAAAAAAGGUUUUUCUGUCCUCCCCCAUGUGUGUAUCUGAUGGGCUGUGGAUGGAAGAAGAAGAGAGAGCAGAUGGAACGGGACGGCUGCUCGGAGCAGGAGUCUCAGCCCUGCGCCUUCAUCGGCAUCGGCAACAGCGAUCAGGAGAUGCAGCAGCUAAACUUAGAGGGCAAGAACUAUUGCACAGCCAAAACAUUAUACAUCUCCGACUCCGACAAAAGGAAGCACUUCAUGCUGUCAGUAAAGAUGUUCUACGGCAACAGCGCAGACAUCGGCGUCUUCCUCAGCAAGAGAAUAAAGGUCAUCUCCAAACCUUCGAAAAAAAAGCAGUCCCUCAAAAAUGCCGACCUCUGUAUAGCAUCAGGAACGAAAGUGGCGUUAUUUAACCGGCUUCGCUCACAAACGGUCAGCACACGUUACCUGCACGUAGAGGGAGGAAACUUUCACGCCAGCUCACAGCAGUGGGGAGCCUUCUUCAUCCACCUCUUGGAUGAUGAAGAGUCGGAGGGAGAGGAGUUCACUGUGCGAGACGGCUACAUUCACUACGGCCAAACUGUCAAACUCGUGUGCUCUGUGACUGGCAUGGCUCUUCCUAGACUGAUCAUCCGUAAAGUGGACAAGCAGACCGCCUUGCUGGAUGCAGAUGAUCCCGUCUCACAGCUGCAUAAGUGUGCCUUUUUCCUGAAGGAUACGGAGAGGAUGUACCUGUGCCUUUCUCAAGAGAGGAUCAUCCAAUUUCAAGCUACUCCAUGCCCAAAGGAACCAAAUAAAGAGAUGAUAAAUGAUGGUGCCUCCUGGACAAUCAUCAGCACUGAUAAAGCAGAAUACACGUUCUAUGAGGGCAUGGGCCCUGUACACACCCCCGUCACACCUGUGCCUGUGGUCGAGAGCUUACAGUUAAAUGGGGGAGGAGAUGUAGCGAUGCUGGAGCUGACAGGACAGAACUUCACUCCAAGUCUGCGCGUAUGGUUCGGUGACGUAGAGGCUGAAACUAUGUACAGGUGCGGGGAGAGCAUGCUGUGCGUCGUCCCAGACAUCUCUGCGUUCCGCGAGGGCUGGCGGUGGGUUCGGCAGCCGGUGCAGGUCCCCGUAACGCUGGUCCGAAACGACGGCAUCAUCUACUCCACGACGCUCACGUUCACAUACACUCCCGAACCCGGUCCCCGUCCUCACUGCAGCGUGGCCGGCGCCAUCCUACGAACGGGCAACACCAGCUUGCUUUCCACGACCGGCAACAUCGCGGGAGUGACCGGAGAAACGACACCCUACGGCUCCAACAGCACGUCUAACGCCGUCACAGCGUCGUCCUCUAACGCAGCCGCGGCUGUGGUGUUAUAACACACGCAGCAGUGCUCACAAACUCACUAAGAGCUAUGCGUGAAAACAGAAGACUAUAAACUGUUUGUAAAAGUGCUGCGUAUUGAAUUUCAAAAUCAAGGGAUGGACGGGCAAAAAAGGCUAAACUUGUGGCGAGGACAACAUUUUUGAGAGAUGGUUCUCCUGUGCCCUCUUGUGGUUUUUCUCUAAGGAGCCGGUUUGGUGCUAGCAAUAGACAAUGCCUGAGAGGAAACACCAGCACCUGAGACAAGACCACAGCAAUGAUACAUCAGCCGACUAGUCUCCUACGUUUCUUCCUUCCGCCCUGUGUGUGUGCGAUUGGGUGAGAUGUAUCAUAGCCUGGGAGGUCGAAACUCUUAGGAAAAGGGUCACAUUAAAAUUGUGAGUUGACGGUUUUUAUGGACCAAGGAUAUUGUAUAAGCUUUAGUAAAGGUACAUUUCCCCCCCCCCCCCCUCCAUACCUUUUUUAUAUCGAACAUUAUAGUACGCUUUUGUUACCAAAUAGGUUCUAUUCCUCCUCUGAGCUUCACCUUUUUUAUUUUUUGUUUUUCUGUAUAUAGAUGGUUUCAUAUACAUAUGUUCGCUUGGACUCCUUCAGUUUUGAUACUUUGUAUUUUGUAAUACCGUCCUUUUUCUUUUACAUGCGGUUUUAGUUUCAUUGCCAUUUGGGAGGAACUCAGAGGGCCUGUUUUUUUUUUUUUUUUAUCAUUCGUUUUUAUGAAGUCUUUAAAAAGAAAAGAGCUUUAAGCAAUGCGUCUGCCUUGCCUUGCAUUACAAUAUGCGCUACGCUUCCUUUGAGCAUUUCAUCAUCGAUCGAUGUGUCUAAAUCUCACAAAAAGGAACAAUGCCAUCUUUCUAUGUCUUAUUUGGGAAUAUAAACCAGAAAACACAAUAUAGAGGCUUUGGAUGCAACGUGUCUCCGGUAGCUAUAGUGCAGUUCAUUUGCUCUAGGGCGCACAUACGGUUCUCACAUAUCAAUUUCAGAAAGUUCACAGUAGUUGGAUAUUUGUAACGGUCAAGUUCUGACCCGAGUUUAGACUUAGUGCCGUUUUAUAAUGUUUCCUUUCUAAAAAUCAAUUUGUUUGUCUUCCUGAACAUCCAUUUGCAGUUUCUAAAAUUUGAAAUGCUCUCGAAAACGGAUGAUUUGGAGACGUGCUCUACCAUUAGAUGUGGCCUUACUGGAACAAAGGUUCCCGCUUUAGUUCACCCCUUCAAAAGGAGGUCAACAAACGCGAUCCGAGGAACCACGCCUUGCAUUUUGAACAUUUUACAUGCGAUUUUUGAUAUUUAAACUCCCUAAACUUUAAUUUUUUUUUCGUUCUGAUUUCGAAGAUCUAAAUGUGUAAUAGAUACGAACAUACCCAAAGAUAUUAUAUUGCAUUGUUGUCUCUGUUUUUUGAAUAUUUGAAGAGUAUGUUGAGAAUUGUGGCCUCUCGCACACCAAAAGUAGGAAGCUUUACUUCGUUGGUCAUUGAUGUGUUUAUCGUGGCCUUGGUGUCUCACCAACUAGUAGAUUUCCAGACAGCAACAUAGUGUCGGCCCACAUCGGGUACACUUUGAUUUUCACUUUGAUAUGGGCCAACACUAUGUUACUGUCUGAGCUAGUAUUAAUGACAAAAAUAAUAAUAAUAAAAAAAAAAACUAGCUGUAAUGAACCCAUCAACCAGCACUAAUAGUGUUUUGUGACUUUCUUUUUUAUGUACAGUAAUUUAACUUUUGAAUUUUAUGCAUCCAUUUGUAAAAAAAAAAAAAAAAAAAAAAACGUUAAGAAAAAAAAAAGAACAAAAAAGAGAAACAAUUCAGCCAUUUUUUUUUUCUUCAUACUUAUGUGGCUCUUAACCCAGUUAUGUCCUUGGUGUUUCCCAUCAAAACUGUUGGGUGUUUAGUGUCCGAGUUUGUCCUUACCUUGUAUGCUAAUGUCCGGAUAGCAAAUGGACAUUGUGGGACUAGAAAUAUGAAUGGCCUUUAAAUGUGUGUCUCAAAUGUGUAAGCAUACAGCAAUACUGUAUAGGUCACUUGGUCUUGGUCACUUGUGUCUUGGUCUGUGGAAAUAGCCACUGAUUUUUCACCAGCCUGAUCCACAACAUAUGUGGUCAUGAAGAACAGAGUCAUAUUCACUUUCCUUUACACUUCUACUUUCUCUUCUUCAUACUAAUUUAAUCCGACACCUUUUUUUGCGUGGAUCCUGCACUGUCUUCCUUACUUGGAAAAUCUGUAGUGUAGUACAAGUAGGCAACCCAUGAAAUAAGGCAAUACUCCAGCAUUGUUGGCCUAUAAUGUAGUUUAUUUCGGGAAAACUGUAACUUGAAUGUUUCUGCAAAAAAAAAACCUAAAAAAAAAAACCUAAAAAAAAAAAAA